Messenger RNA from Salvia splendens (bonfire salvia), 462 nucleotides. RefSeq names its product auxin-induced protein AUX28. Lineage: Eukaryota; Viridiplantae; Streptophyta; Magnoliopsida; Lamiales; Lamiaceae. The coding region runs from base 33 to 314 and encodes 93 amino acids. Gene Ontology annotation, cellular component: nucleus. The transcript is spliced from 2 exons. Gene Ontology annotation, biological process: regulation of DNA-templated transcription. The record is from RefSeq and is a predicted model, not a curated record.
GGCUGCCGGUGCGGUCCUAUCGGAAAAAUGUGAUGUCGGUUCAGAAGAGGAGCGAGGCGGACGAGAGCGGCGGCAGCGCCUUGGUGAAGGUGAGCAUGGAUGGCGCGCCGUACCUGAGGAAAGUAGACUUGAAGAUGUACAAGACUUACCAAGAGCUCUCUGAUGCAUUGGGCAGAAUGUUCAGUUCCUUCAUUAUUGGUAAAUGUGAGACACAAGGAAUGUUGGACUUCAUGAAUGAGGGGAUCUGCGGACACGCUUCGCCGGAGGCGUCAAUGGAGAUGCCGUCGCGAAGGAGGAAUCGGAGUGGCUUUUGAAUUUGGAAAUGGAGCGCGAAAUGGAAUCUCGGAGAGUGAGGGGGAGAGUGGAAAUUAGAUCCGACGAGGGUUUGAUUAAGGUGCUGACCGAGCUUUUGAUGGCGGCUUUGGAAGAUUUAAGCGGCAAUUUGGUCACGACAGAGAGGAA